Molecule: messenger RNA, 2820 nt
Organism: Pantherophis guttatus
Lineage: Eukaryota; Metazoa; Chordata; Lepidosauria; Squamata; Colubridae
Gene: CREBZF
Product: CREB/ATF bZIP transcription factor
Biological process (GO): regulation of DNA-templated transcription
Molecular function (GO): DNA-binding transcription factor activity
Source: RefSeq, a predicted model, not a curated record
AAAGAAAAAAAAAAAAACAAAAAAAAACGGGCGAGGCCUGAGGCGAAAGUGGCCGCCGCCGCUGCCGCCUCUCCUUCCCCCCUCCCCCCCACCCUCUUCGGGGAGAGCGGCGCUGAGGCCCAGCCUGACCCGAAGGCCUCAUCGCAACCGGGCCCGCCUUGGAGGGAUCCGGGGGCAACGGCUAGACCGCUAUCAUGCGCCACAGUCUGGCCCAGCUCUUAGCGGCUUCGUCGGGCCAGGGAAAACCCGGAGAGCCGGUCGCGGCCUGCUCGUUUCCAAGCCCGGGAGUCGAGCGGCGGCCUGAGGAGGAGACGGAAACGGCGGCGGCGGCCAUGGCCGAAGAUUCCCUGGAGGAGCCUGAGGAAGGCGAGCUGCUCUUCCCCGCGGGGCUGGAGCUGGACGCCUGGCUGGAGGCCGCGGUGGGCGGCGGCGAGGCUUCCCCUCCUCCGGCCUGGGGCAGGGCGAGUCCGCAUGCCGAGGCGUCGCGGCCUUCGAGCUCUUCCAGGCCGACGCGCCCGGGCGGCAACCGCCUGAAAGCGGCGGCGGCGGCUCGCCUCAACCGGCAGAAGAAGAAGCUGUACGUGCAAGGCCUGGAGACGCGGCUGCAAGGCUUGGCGGCCGAGAACCGGCAGCUCCGCGACCGCAACCGGGGCCUCUGCCGACGCCUGCGCGACCUGGAACGGGAGACGGGCUACUUGAGGGCCGUGCUGGCUAACCAGAGCGCUUUGGGCCGCUUGCUCGGACGCUUAGCCGGAGACGGCAGCUUAGGGCUCCGCAUGAGGAUCAGCACCAGCCUCUUCCGAGAAACGGCGGCCGGAGCCUUCGGAGAGAACGGCGACCACGACUACGCGCUCCCGAUCCCGGCGGAAGAACCGGCGGAGAAGCUCCUUUCCUCCUCCUCCUCGUCGUCCUCCUCGUCGGCCAGACCCGGCGGCGUUUGCCUCCACGUGGACCGCGACCACCUUUCGGUGGAGUUUUGCUCUCUCUGCGCCAAGCGGGCGGCCAGCUCGGAGACUUUGGCGGCCGCUGCUGCUGCUUCUUCUCCUCCUCCUCUUCCUCCUCUUCCUCCUGCUGCUUCCUCCUUGCUCUCCAAAAUUUUCUCUUUUAGGUGCUUGCCCUGCCAGGCUCCGUUGUGUAGGGGUUAAAAGAACAGUCGUUUACCACCUCGCAACCUGGGUGGAGAAGAUUUUCUGCCGACAAGCUCAUGCUGGUUUGGGGGCUAGCACAUACGUUUUCCCUGCAUCAACUGACUGUUGCGUUUAAGUGCUUUAUAUUUAAACUUCUGUAAAAUGGGGAAAUAAGGGUUGUGAAAUAAUGUAAAGUGAGGUUUCACAAAGAAUAUUAAACCUGGAAAAAUGAGUUGCCUCCACAAAGGCUUCCUCUUAUCUUGUCUCGAAUUAGAAACAUAUGAAUAUUUCUCCCAUGAAUGAAAUGCAAAAUUCUCAAAAUCUGUUGCGUGUUCAACCACAAGAUUUUCUUUGUGAAACCUUGCUGUUUAAUGAAGUAUGUGUAUAUUUAGCAUCCUUGUUUUUCUUUAUGCUGAAGUGGAUACAGCUGUCAUGGGCAGAAGAGACGGGACCAGCUGCUGGCCACCCUUCCUGCUUUAUUUUAAAAGGUAGUAUGAGAAAAAGGGAGCAAGGUAACAGGGCAUUGGCUGUAUUUCACUUUGAAAACAACACUGAACAGGGUAACAAUGUUUUGAACAACUAAUCCAAUCUAGCAAGAAAUUAAAUAUACUGAUGUGAAAAGUGGCAUCAUUAAAAAAAAGCAUUUGCUUUCUCACUGGCUAUUUCAUGUUUUCAUAUUCUGAAAUUGACUAAAUUGUUCAAACUUUUAUUCAUGUAUCAGACGAUUGAUAACUCCUUAAAUUUCCCAAGCUAGAAUUAGGAUUGCUGCGAAGACUAUUUUAAUUCUCUUUUAAUUGAUGUACAGUAGCUGUUUUCACUUCUAUUGUCACAUCUGCUAUAUUAAUGUACCUAUACAUAUUCCCAUCUCUAAAUCAGUAGGAGCACCUACAAGGAAACUGGCAAGUCUUUUCUUAAGGCAGUUGCAGCACUGCAGAGAACUAAUUUCUUUACCAGUUCAUUUCUUGAUAUUAUCCCAUACUUAGUAAGUGGCUAUUUUUUAGAAGUCUUCUAAAUGUAGUAGUCCUUGCCAGAUAAUAAACUGAAAUAUGAAAAUAUAGACAAAUUUCUCAGUUUUUAAUCAUGCUUCAAUAUCUUUAAAUGGCAGCAAUUUAUUGUCCGUAAUUCAUUCAUUUAGUCUCUUGGGACUCGAUAGAAUUUAGUGGUUUCUUUUUUUGUAUUGCCGAUAGCCUUUGGCCAACAGGAGGAAAGAUUUGUGACAUACUUGUCUGUGGUUGUAUUUCAAGAAGCAAAUGCCUUUUUAAAUUGCUUUUCACAGAAGUCAUUUUGUUAAUGUUGCAUUAUUGUGAAAUGGAAUCCUCUUUUCUUUUGUAUCAUUUAAAAUGUUGUGAGAUUAAAAUAUAUAUAUAUAUAUUCUGGGUAUUUAACCAUGUGUGUCGUUGAAAAAUAAACUGUUGCCUUGAAUACCAUUCUCAGCAUAGAAAGUGAGUGACACAUUUGCUUAGGCAAAAGCCCAGAAGUGAAGACCUGCAGGGAUUUUAGUGCCUACUAAAACAUAUUCAAGCCAAAUAGAUUUGCAAAUAUUUUGUCCUUGUUAACCAGUUUGAUUAUUUCUUGAAAUUAAAGCUUGAAUGGAAUAUCCUAAUAGUACUUCGAAAAUAUGUCAGUGUUUCUGUGUAAGUAAUUCAGGCAUACUUAUGAGGACAUCUAUUCAAAUUAAAAAUGUUUACCUUCA